GAGUACGUCGCGAGCAUGCCGCGGCGGCAACACGCGUCUUGUCAAAUUCAAAUUUCGAACAGUGUAAAAAUAUAAUAUUAUUUUUUUAAUUUCAAUUACCUAUUUCGUGCGUUAAUGAAAGUUUUUUUUUUAAAUUUUCCUUUGUGCCAGAACUUUGAAAUGAGACAGUGACAUUUUUUAUUUUAAAAGUGUGGAUUAUGGAAUCCGAAAUAAGCGAAACGCAAACUCAAAAGAAAACACCUAAGCCGUUUUCGAUAGAAUCUUUAAUCGGAAGUGAUAGAAAAUCGCCAGAAAUCGAUAUAGAAAAUAACAUAUCAGAACAUUCGAGAAAUUCUGAGGAUGAUGACAAUGAAAGAUUGGAGGAAAUUAACAGGAUGCGAUAUUAUUUUAACGCGCCAUUUUUGCAACAAAAUGGCGUUAGUUUUCCUUUUUUAUUGGGUUACCCUGAGCCGUGGUUGUCAAUGGUAUUCAGCCAAGGGCCGCAGGUGACGGAAAAUAAGGAAGAAGAGAAAAGAGAUAGUCCUGUCAGUGUUGGGAGUGAAGUAGAAAGUGAUACAGGAGAGGAUAACACUCAAGGCAACGACUCGGACCAAGAAGAAGACAGUGCAGACGCGCCCCGCGAGAGCAAGGCUCGCCGCAGACGAACAGCAUUCACGUCUGAACAGCUGCUGGAACUGGAGAGGGAGUUCCACGCCAAGAAGUACCUCAGUCUGACGGAGCGAUCGCAGAUAGCCGCCGCCUUGAAGCUCAGCGAAGUGCAGGUGAAAAUAUGGUUCCAAAACCGACGAGCGAAAUGGAAGCGGGUGAAAGCUGGCCUCGCAUCCGGCAGCCAUUCCGGCGGGAAAAACGGAUCCGGCACCAAAAUCGUGGUCCCCAUACCGGUUCACGUCAACCGCUUCGCCGUCAGAACACAACACCACCAAAUGGAAAAACAAAACGGAAUGCAAUACAGAUUAGAUAGAACACAAACAAUACCCAGUAGUUUAUUACAAUCGCAGACAUCCGCAUUUUUGAGCGCAUCAAAAUUACCGGAAAAUCGGCCCGAAUCGAUAAUUUUGAAUCCACUUAGUCGAAACACUAUUUACGAUGCUAGCAUGUCCGCUAGGUUGGCAACAAUGACCCAAGCUGCCAGUUUAAGACAUUUUACAAAUCAAAAUGGCAGACCAAGUUAAUUUACAGCAAGAAACAAAUUGGACCAUAUUAGAAUUAGGAUAUUAGUGUAUCAUAUUUAGGGUUGAAUAAGAAUUGUAUAAAUGAAUUUAUUAUAAUUAAAGAGCGUGUGAUGAAAUUA
Plodia interpunctella (Indianmeal moth) is the source of this 1291-nucleotide messenger RNA. Its product is annotated as homeobox protein GBX-2-like. The record is from RefSeq and is a predicted model, not a curated record. Gene Ontology annotation, biological process: regulation of transcription by RNA polymerase II; regulation of nervous system development. NCBI's taxonomy places the organism in Eukaryota, Metazoa, Arthropoda, Insecta, Lepidoptera, Pyralidae. The coding region runs from base 198 to 1172 and encodes 324 amino acids. Gene Ontology annotation, molecular function: RNA polymerase II transcription regulatory region sequence-specific DNA binding; DNA-binding transcription factor activity, RNA polymerase II-specific. The transcript has 3 exons. Gene Ontology annotation, cellular component: nucleus.